AAUUCUUUCAAGCCUAAAAUUUUUUAGGUUAUCAUGAACUAUCAUCUAAAUGAUAUUUUUUAUGAUAUGUUCUUCAAUUUUCGGUUUAUCCCAGAGAUUGUCUGUUGAUUGUGAAGGAGUUCUAAGAGUACCGUGAUGGUGUUACAAUUUUUGUAUUGCUUUUUGCAGCAUAAACAUGAGAACAAAAACGUGUGUUGAUGCUGGGUGCUUGUCAUCCAGCAAGCAAGGCAUAAGAUUCUUCAGUUUUCCAAGGGAUCCAGCACGUGCUGCGGUAUGGGCAGGAAAAAUUGGAAUAUCCUUCACUGUUGAUUCUGCUAAAAUGCUGGACAAUAAUUAUUUGUGCAGCAAACAUUUCCUGGAAAGUGAUUUCACUACAGCUGAAAGGGUAGUGGCAUAUCAAUCAUUGCAGCAAGUCACAACACUGUAUUGGCUACAGUGGGGUGCUGUGGUGAAUACCUGGCAACAGCUGUUUGGUGAUCACCUUGUGAACACAUUUGAAGCUAUUCGUUUGUAGUCUGGUUUGAACAAUAAUCCAACUGUGGGACAGUUUGUAGAUGCCCUGAAGACUAACAUCAUCAGUGCACUUGCUAUCAGAGGUCUGUGUGGAACUAGUUGUGAGGAUGAUGGUGCUACUGUUGUGUGUAACCUAUAGUCAUUGUUCAGGGCACCUGAUGCUUCUUCACCAAAUCCGUCCACAAGUCGUGGCAAGGAAACCCCUGAUGAAUUUCCUGAGUUUCCAUGUUACUCAACAAGUACAGAAGGACAUGGUUGCUGCAGUACAUGCUGGUGACAUGGAAGUGUUCUCAGUAGCCUAUGUCAGUGGUUCCAUUGCCAGACAGGUGCUUCAUGGUGUCAGCUGUGAUGCACACAAGACAUGCGUGACAUCUGAAGUGCUGCUAUCAGCCAAUAUCUUCAUAUAUUUCUGAGACGUUGGUGUGGAGACUGUUGGUAUGCUGUAACUCUAAUAUAAUCUGUGAUGGUAGGCAAUUCAAUUCAUGUUGCAGCAUAUCACAGCUGCCAUUAAGAGCACCAUUGACUUGGAGUGGUUCAGGUGUACUGGUUGUUCACUUCACUACCAAGGAAUAGUAGAUGGUAUUGUGAGAUGUCUCACAAGAAUUUACAUUCCUUAUUGGUGUAAGCGAACAAACA
Molecule: messenger RNA, 1149 nt
Organism: Cryptotermes secundus
Lineage: Eukaryota; Metazoa; Arthropoda; Insecta; Blattodea; Kalotermitidae
Exons: 3
Coding region: 176-514 (112 amino acids)
Source: RefSeq, a predicted model, not a curated record